AUGAUUUUGCAAUCUGAUUUUUCAGCUAAGCCAGUGAUCACCAUUGGUCAUAUAACUGACCUGAAAGCAAGAUCUGUAACGAUAAUAAGUAACAUAACCACGACUGAAAAUUCUCCACCCGUAGAUUCAAUCCAUUGGUCAAAAAACGGAAGCGUCAUUCCCGUACUUGAAAUCCCCGAUAAAUACCAACACCUGCAGGAUGAGAAAAGAAUUCUUUGCAUAUUGAAGAUAAAUGAGCUUGAUGCUGGGUCCUAUAAAUGCGUGGCGAAAAAUCUGGUUGGGUCCUCUGAAAGUGAGAGCGUUCGAUUAGGUCUACCAGAAAUUUCUAUAGAAGAGGAGACAGAAGGCGAAUUAACAAACAACUUCACAGUAAAAAUAGUGUCUAUUCCCUCUGUUUUUUCUGUCACCUGGGCAAAACUUGUUACAACAGACCCUGGAUCUGAUUACAUUCCGAUUGAUUUAACUGAUCCAAUAUAUAGCGGGACUUCUUGUUCAACACCAUUUCCAAAGCUGGUUGUUAGAAAAAGUGAAUCACCAAAACAACAGAUGUUUAAGGUUAUUGCGGAAAAUUUUAUUGGGCAGUCAGAAGCCAUUGUAGGCGGUCAGAAAUCUAUUCCAACACAACAAGAAUUGGCUCUGAAGAAACAAGGUAAAUUAAAUCUGAACUUGACUCGUCAAUUAGCAUAUGCAAUAUUCGAUUAUACGAUCUAUAAUUCCAAAAACUAG
Messenger RNA from Saccostrea cuccullata (small rock oyster), 726 nucleotides. RefSeq lists its product as uncharacterized. The coding region runs from base 1 to 726 and encodes 241 amino acids. The transcript has 3 exons. The record is from RefSeq and is a predicted model, not a curated record. Lineage: Eukaryota; Metazoa; Mollusca; Bivalvia; Ostreida; Ostreidae.